AUGCGCUAGACUUGGUAACAUUCCCCCUGUAGGCCCCUUAAACACCCGGGCUUCACUGACCGGCCCAGGGAUGGAAAGGGUCCAGGCGACAGGGCCUGCAUUUCCAUGCUAAGCUGUAUUUGUUCUGCAUCUUCUUCCAUGUCCUAGGUUCUCUCGCUGGCCCAGCCGGCCUCCCGUCAUCUCAUGGCUGCGCUGACCUCGUUCUGUUCCAAGUAUGCUCGCCCAGUCUGCUGUGCCUUGCUCACUCCAGUCCUGCAGGCCUCGGGGGCAGGCCCCGAGCGGACAAAGCUAGUGUGCGAGCUGAUAGAGGACAGCCUGGAGCCAGAGUAUGUGAGGCUGGUACUCAGCCAGGUCCUUGAGAUGCCAUGGUCAGAGGAGCUCAUCACUGUUGUGCAGACAUUGCUGGGAAGGCAGGUGGAGCUGGCCCCUGAGCUCUUUAACCUCCUGGUCCUGAAACUGUGCCGGCUGGCCCAGGAGUUUGCUAGGUCAAUGAGUUACACCAAGCUGAUGAUGGCUGUGCUGACCAUAUACAGCAGCAAUAUUACUCCAGCCCAUCGGAGACAUUUGUCUGGUGCUCUGGAUCUCAACCACACAGCUCUCCGGAAAUCUCUGCAGGCUGCCCUGGAACAAAUGGCUCCCAGGUGAAGUAGCCCAUCCUAAUGGAACGGAAUGGUAUAAAUGUCUGCCUUCUCAGACUCCAGCCACCAAGGGUCUGUGUAUGGCCCUUCAUGCCACCAGUGACUGUGACGAGCACAGGACAAGGACAGCUUCCAGAGCUAGAGUUAGAGCCAGCGUAACGGAGGCUUGGAGAACAGGUUGUGCCAAGUAACGUCAGACUGGUGCCUGCAGAAUACGCCUGAAACAGAGACAUCUGUUGAGUGACUGUAACGGGCAAACCUGGAUGCCCCUUCAACUAAAGAUUCUGUAUAUGGAAAAUCCCACAGCUGAGGAAGAUCUACAAUUCUAGGAGAACUCCCAGCGUAACUCUCCUUAUUAAUACUCCACCUGCCCCAGGUACCCCUGUGUGUUCCCACUUGGGCUGUUUUCUUGCAUAAAAACCCUUCAGACAUGGGGGCUCACUCUGUAUUUUUGGAUCUCCCAACGUGGAGGGUUUUCCUGGCUAAGCUAGCUCAGAGUUGAGCGAACCUCCUCUCUUUAGACCUAGUGAAACCAGUUUGGAUUAAAUAACUUCCUCUCCCUCAGAACGUGAACUGGACCUUCCUUGAGGUUCAAAGAUGACUCGGCCUUUUCACUUUCCUUCCUGCCUCCACAUUCUCCUUGGAAGUGCCAAAAUAUCUGAUGAGGCCAGACUACAAGCAAGUGGCACUAAAAGUCUCUUGUCAUUAAACUUGCAGCUCUGUUUUGAAGGCAGAUGGUUUUGGUAAGCUUGUGAUCUCCGGGGUGUUUAAUAACAUCUCCAGGUCGCAGUUAUCCCAUAAGUACAGUUUAUAAAGUGAGGAAUUAAAUGCUCGGGGCCGGUGUUCUGAAGUGUCCGU
Mauremys mutica (yellowpond turtle) is the source of this 1496-nucleotide messenger RNA. RefSeq names its product Fanconi anemia group E protein-like. Gene Ontology annotation, biological process: interstrand cross-link repair. The transcript is spliced from 6 exons. Gene Ontology annotation, cellular component: Fanconi anaemia nuclear complex. The coding region runs from base 184 to 645 and encodes 153 amino acids. NCBI's taxonomy places the organism in Eukaryota, Metazoa, Chordata, Testudines, Geoemydidae. The record is from RefSeq and is a predicted model, not a curated record.